This is a messenger RNA of Elaeis guineensis (African oil palm), 1888 nucleotides long. Its product is annotated as protein PIN-LIKES 7. The record is from RefSeq and is a predicted model, not a curated record. Gene Ontology annotation, cellular component: membrane. Lineage: Eukaryota; Viridiplantae; Streptophyta; Magnoliopsida; Arecales; Arecaceae. Gene Ontology annotation, biological process: endoplasmic reticulum to cytosol auxin transport.
UCCUCCCGAACAUUUCCGUCCUCGCGCGCGCUUCUCCACCUUUAUCUCCAUUCUAUUUCUCCUUCUCUCUCGCCGAAUCCUUCUCUUUUCCUCCUCCGCGUUUUCUUCAAUAUAUAUCUCCGUCGGCCGACGUACCAGUUUCCAGACUGUCCAUUUUGACAGGAUCUUCUAGCAGUCAACUACCAUAAAGAUCGAGCUAAGACUGAGCAGACAACAGCAUAUUAGCAUUUAGAAUACAAAUCAUCACAGAGAAGGAAGAAGAUGGGGUUCUGGUCUCUGUUUCUGCUGGCAUCUGAACCAGUCAUUCAGGUCCUACUCAUAGGCUCUCUUGGAGCAUAUCUUGCGAGUGGUUACAGCAAUAUAUUGACGGCAUCUGCCCGGAAAGACAUGAACAGGGUUGUGUUUUCUGUCUUCACACCGGCUCUCAUGUUUGCUAACCUAGCGAAGACUGUGACGCUCAGAGACAUCAUCUCUUGGUGGUUCAUGCCUGUCAACGUUGGGAUCAUAUUCUUAAUUGGUGGAAUCCUUGGAUGGAUAGCUGUGAAGAUAUUGAGACCACCACGCCAUCUCGAGAACCUUGUCAUUGCUACCUGCUCUGCUGGAAACUUGGGCAAUCUGCUUUUGAUAGUUGUCCCAGCAGUUUGUGACGACGAAGGCAAUCCAUUUGGGCAGCACAGUAUUUGCAGGUCCCGUGCGCUCUCCUAUGUGUCUUUCUCCAUGGCGCUUGGAGGAUUCUACAUAUGGACAUAUACCUACAGUCUCAUGAAGAAGGCUGGUGUCUUGUAUCACAAGGUCGAAUUGACAAAUCAUGGGGUCCCAAAGGUACAGGUUAAGGAUUCAAAUGUGAGCUUUCCCAAGAUAGAGGAGGGUGAAGGAGGUUCCAGUGAUUCCUUGCUUCCACCAGCCAAACCGACGGAAGAAACAGUGGAAAACCAAAUUGCUGCCCCCCUCUUAUCCAGUGGAAGCCCAAGUGGCAACAAGGUUAGCUUCUGGCAAAAACUCAAAGGAACCAUCCACCAAAUUGUUGAGGAGUUAAUGGCACCUCCAACUCUUGCAGCGAUUAUAGGCUUUAUCGUUGGUGCAAUAACAUGGUUGAAAUCUUUAAUUAUCGGAGAGCAGGCCCCUCUUCGUGUUAUCCAAGAUUCCCUUGAAAUAUUAGGAAAUGGCACAAUACCUUGCAUCACCCUUAUUCUAGGUGGAAACCUGACACAAGGGUUUAGCAAGUCACUCUUAAGGCAUGUGGUUGUUCUAGCAAUUAUCUGUGUGCGGUAUGUGAUCCUUCCCAUCAUUGGUAUUGCGGUAGUAAAAGCAGCAUAUGAAGUUGGAUUUCUGCCACAUGAUCCAUUGUACCGUUAUGUGCUGAUGAUACAGUUUACUCUCCCACCUGCCAUGAAUAUUGGUACAAUGGCUCAACUGUUUGAUGUUGGUCAGCAGGAGUGCUCUGUUAUCUUCCUUUGGACUUACUUGGCCGCAGCUGUCUCACUCACAGUCUGGUCAACAGUCUUCAUGUGGAUCUUGUCUUAGACUUAUCAAUUAUUACAUUGAUGACAACCAUUCUACGCCCCACGGGUUCUUGUGUGGAAGAAUUAAUUCAAGAGCCUCAUUCUUUCAUCAAUGAUUGUUAACAAUUUUUCAUUGUUUGCGGUAGGCAAAAAAGAAGAUCAUUGUUUGUAAGUUAUAAUGCACUGGGAUUGUCCCUCGUAACCUUCUGUCUAGCAAUGGAAGGUUAUAGGUUCAAAUCUUGGGUGGAGAAUUCCGAGUAUGGGGAUCUAGAUAAUUAUAGUCACUAGGUCUCCCUCCUCCUCGCUUAAAAAAAAGAGAGUUAAGGUUAUGUUUGAAGCAAAGGCUUUUCGAAUUUAAACUCGGGAUGCCUGCAAGAAGUUUGUAA